Messenger RNA from Choloepus didactylus (southern two-toed sloth), 1700 nucleotides. RefSeq names its product SUZ RNA binding domain containing 1 (gene SZRD1). NCBI's taxonomy places the organism in Eukaryota, Metazoa, Chordata, Mammalia, Pilosa, Megalonychidae. The coding region runs from base 21 to 479 and encodes 152 amino acids. The transcript is spliced from 4 exons. The record is from RefSeq and is a predicted model, not a curated record.
GAGGGAAAGCGGCAAGUAAGAUGGAAGAUGAGGAGGUCGCUGAGAGCUGGGAGGAGGCGGCAGACAGCGGGGAAAUAGACAGACGGUUGGAAAAAAAACUGAAGAUCACACAAAAGGAGAGCAGGAAAUCCAAAUCUCCUCCCAAAGUGCCCAUUGUGAUUCAGGACGAUAGCCUUCCCACGGGGCCCCCUCCACAGAUCCGCAUCCUCAAGAGGCCCACCAGCAACGGUGUGGUCAGCAGCCCCAACUCCACCAGCAGGCCAGCCCUUCCAGUCAAGUCCCUGGCACAGCGGGAGGCAGAGUACGCCGAGGCCCGGAAGCGGAUCCUGGGCAGUGCCAGCCCUGAGGAGGAGCAGGAGAAACCCAUCCUCGACAGGCCAACCAGGAUCUCCCAACCCGAAGACAGCAGGCAGCCCAAUAAUGUGAUCAGACAGCCCCUGGGUCCUGAUGGGUCACAAGGCUUCAAACAGCGCAGAUAAAUGUGGGCAAGAAAGGAUGCCGCUGCUGCCGCCGUCACCGCCUUCUGGGUCGUCCGCCACGGGUCGCACUGCCGUGGCAGACAGCUGGACUUGAGCAGAGGGAACGACCUAACUUACUUGCACUGUGAUCCCCCUUGCUCCGCCCACUGUGACCUUGAACCCCAUGCACUGUGACCUUCCCCCUCCCCCCCUUCCCACUGUGAUUGGCAUAUCAACAAGGGCUGUCCCAAGUCAAUGGAAAGGGAAAGGGUAGGGGUUCAGGGAGGGUUGGGGGGACCCACCAAGGACUCAGAGUAGAGUCAGACUGUGCCACUUGGGGUAAAGCCAGUGCCAGCAAUAACAGUUUAUCAUGCUUAUUAAUUUGGGAUUUUCAAAACACAGAUGAGAACCCCGCCCCCAAGUGCAUGUCUUUAUCACUUAAAAAGCAAGUUCCAUUUGAAAAUAUGCUUUUUUUUUCUAUUUCUGUUUGUUUAUACAAAUAUCUGAUUUGCAAGAAAAAUUGCAUGGGAGGGGAUUUAGCAGUUUAAUGAAUUUUUAAUUGAGAAAGGGUAGUUUGGUAGUCUACUUAAAAAAAAAAUGUUUCUAGGAAAUGUACUAGAAACAUUAACCGAUAGGAUUUGGGUGAGCUUAGCUUCUGUAUUCCUACUGCCACCCAGAAAAGGGGCAGGUCUCUGUAGCCCCCAGGACAGGUGAGCACCCCGUGCCUAUACCUCCCUCCCCCCAGCUAAGUCCCAGGGCAUCUUGGCCCUUCCUGGAGACUGGGCUAGCUCUACAGGUUCUGAGAGCCUGGGGAGGGUGCCAGCCCCACCUCUGGUAUUUUGGGAGGCAGGAAAAGUGAACAGACUUUUUCUUCCCAGGCCCCUCAGGGUGGUUCCCUACCAGCCAGGCUUGCUACUUCUAGAAGAGAGCAUAGUGUCAGGGAGUAAAACUCUGCACACCUGAGCUUAGAAGAAAGGCUUGCAAGACUUGUUCAGUAUUUUGCUGUUAGCACAAGGAAAACCAGGAGAGAGUCUUACUCCAGAACUUUCUGAGCCUUCUGCCUAGUGUGGUCAGAAGGUGGGUGGAUCUUCCUGGUCCAGCAGGGCUUGAACUCUCAAGGGUCUGUAGCGUUCCAUCUCUGUUGAUGGCACCAGCUUGGUAACUGUACCUGGUACAUUUCCUUUUUGAAAUCAGAAUCUUGGGAGCAAACCAUUCUGAAUAAAUAAAGUUGGGGAAAGAAAA